Messenger RNA from Cuscuta campestris, 3222 nucleotides. The record is from the annotation of a GenBank genome assembly. Lineage: Eukaryota; Viridiplantae; Streptophyta; Magnoliopsida; Solanales; Convolvulaceae.
UGCAUCUCUGAGAGCUUGCUAGGCUAUGGGAUCCAUAUAUGAUUGUUUUUUUCUCUUUCCAUUCUCUCCCUCUAUGGCAGAAACAGGAAGACCAUUGCUCAUUCCGCUCGUGAUGGAUUCCUACCAUUACCAGAGGAAUCAAAUUCCCUAUGUCCCAUACCGUUAUUAUUACCAUCCCAAUGCUCAAAUUUCCCGGCCUCCUCCAAACCUCGAUCCGGGCAAACCCUAUGAAUCAUGUCCAUUUUAUGCAUAUCCACAACCCCAUGGCUGUUGUGGCCAUAGCUAUCAACCUCCUAGUCACUGUGCUUUCGGACCAACUUAUGCCCCCCACACUGCACCUCCUCCUUUUCACUAUGCACCUCCCGGAUCACAUCCUUUUUGCUAUUUGCCCCAACCCUAUGUCUCUAUGGAUCGACCUUGCUAUGAUUUUCGAAAGAAUUUCCCGGCAGAAUAUCACUGUUGCGGUUGCCCAAACCAUCAUUGCAAGCCAAAUGAGACAAAUGCUGUGAAAAUUGAGGAGCAUGAUGAGGGUUUGGACAAGAAAAAUGCGGAAGCCAUGGUUCCUUUCAAUGCCAAGAGUGAACCAUAUCCAGUUGGGUGGUUCCCGUGUGGUGAUGGCUGCAGGGAGAAAACAAAAGAGUGCGGUGAUGCUUAUAAUGGCUGGCUGCCUCUGAAUUUCUUUAAGAGGUCUGCUGAUGGAUUGGAGAAAGGGGAAGACUUGUUGAAAACCCAGCAUAAGCCAGAUGCUAAUAGCAUGCGCUUUCCAUUUCCAAUAAUUUGGAUGCCUGAUCAACCAGAGGACAGUCAAAAGAUGGAAAGGCAAGGGACUGAUCUUUGUCAAAAAUCUGAUAUAGAAUCGGCUCCUCACAUGGAGUCCAAGCAGAGUAGGUCAUCCAAGGUGGAAGAUAAUGCCUUAGACUCAAUGAAAAACAAGGGGGUACCUGGAAAUGGUGAGAAGAUGGUACACAAAGGAGUUUCUUUUCCGAAGGUCAUUCCAGUAAAGCAAUUGGAAGACAAUGAUGUGAAGUGCAUUCCCAAUAAGAUUGAGGGGGAGUCCACCAUGGAUCCCACAAAGCAUGACACUAACAACAAAUCCACCAAUGCUUCCACAAAGCCCAACACUAACAACAGGGACGGAAAACUUGAUGGGGACGGACCUAAAAAAGCAUCGACUUCAAAAAAGACAUCUAAGCUACCUCCUGUUUGUCUAAGGGUUGAUCCAUUUCCCAGAAAAAAAGUAUGCAAUGGCAGUUCAAGAUCUCUAACUCAUUCUGGGGCUGAAGGAAAACAAAAUGUUGUCCCAAAAGACAAAUGUCCUGUCUCUUUGAAUGGGGCAGAGACUUGUAAAAAUAAAGGCUGGGAUGGCACAAGUGGGGUGGCUGUCGAAGAGACAGCCCAAGGGAAUACACACAGGAAUGUGAAUGUGGAAUGCCGGGAUGGCGCUAGUGGAGUGGCUGUUGAAGGAACAUCUGAAGGGAAAGCACGGAAGGAUGUGAAUGUUGGAUGUGCUGUUUCUUCUGCAAGUGAAAAUUGUACCGAAAAUGACAGUUUUGGAGUUGAAGGAGCUCCUUCUUGGAUAGAAAUGACAACUGGCUCUGAUGAUAAUUCUGAGUGUGACAACCCAAAUGGUCAGAUGAGAACACAGAUCAAAAGUCUACCCUCAGAAGAUGAGGCGGCCACAAAAAUCCAAUCUGCAUACCGUGCUUUUGAAGUGCGUAAAUGGGAGCCUCUGAAGAAGCUAAAGCAAAUAGUUAGUAUUAGAGAGAAAGUGGCUGAGAUAAGAAGUGAUAUUCAGGCUUUGUAUGACUCUUCAAACAAACCGGUGGAUGACAAGCAGAAAAAUGUGAUUACAGAAAAAAUAAUGGGCCUUCUGCUGAAACUGGAUAUGAUUCAGGGGCUACACCCGAUUGUCAAAGACGUUAGGAAAUCGGUUGCAAGAGAGCUGGUAAGUCUGCAGGAGAAGCUGGAUAACGGAAGUUUACAAGUAGAAGCAGUUCCUGAACCUGAGCAGCCUAUAGCAGCGGAUGAUACUAUGAAGGAAGAUGGGAAUGCUAUGGACGUGCAAGGUCCCACGAACACAAUGGAUCGAUGUGAAGACCUGCCACAUCCAACGGAAUGUUUGCAGGAGAAUGAUGGACAAGGGAUUGAUGACCAAGUAGAUGAUGCAUUUGCUGGUACUCAGCCACCUUGUUCCAAAGAGUUAUUAGAAGCCAAGGAUAUAUUGGAGCCGACCAAUUGGGAUGCGGAGAGCACAGACAUCAGUAAUGGUCUCCCAGAGCCAUUGCAAGUGUCUACCUUGUUGAAGGAGAUUGGGGAAAUCCCAGCACAAGAUAAGAUCUUGAAUAGUGUAGAGCAGGUGGCAGCACAAACUCAACCUUGUGAGGUGCUUGAUAAUGAAGAAUCAAGAAUUUGCAGGGAGGCGACAACAACGGUGGAUGAUGUUGGAGGAUUGCCACAAGAUUUAUCAGAGGAUAAACAGGUUGCAGUGGAAAGCUCGAGGGAGAACCAUGUCGAGGAGAACAAGGUGAUACUUGAUACCACUUCUGAAUAUGCAGUAGAAGACGCGAGUGUUCCAAAGCUGCCUAGAGAAGAAGAACCGGAAGAUGAUGAAAAGAGAGUCUGUGAUGAGAAUGUUAUUGAGGUUGAGGGGUGUGGAGAUUCAGACGCCACAGAUGGUGGGGAUGGGAAGGUAGUAGUAAUGGAGGAGGAGGAGUUGAGGAAGGUGAUGGAGGGAUUGAUCGAAGCCGGAAAGGAGCAGCUGGCGGCCAUAAACGCUCUCUCUGUUAGAGUCACCCAGCUGGAGAAGAGAUUAUUGUCUAGGCGAAAGAAGAAGGCAAAACCCAAAUUCGGAAUAUUGUCCAACCCAAAAGAAAUAACCUUAACCCCCCCUCCUUUCAACCAUAUCCAUUGUCGAUUACCACCAUUGUCGUCAUCACUCUUCUCGCUCAUCUCUCUACUGAUGCCUGGCUGAAGAAAUUCAAUUCUUCCUCUGAAUUUUCUCUGAAUGAUCGCAAUCGAAUUAUGGUUUGUAGAGCACAUUCGGGGAUUUCUCCAGAUUUAAAUGUCAAAAGGUAUUUUUAGAAUUUAUUAAUAAUUUUUUUGUCAAAGAUCGGAUGGAAUAAGAUGAAGAAAUCUUAUUCAUUUAUCUAAUGCAUGCCUAUUUUUCUUAAAGAUUUGUUAGAAUCAUUUUUUUGAAUAUUAAACUAAAAGAUCUACCUUUUU